Messenger RNA from Meloidogyne enterolobii, 715 nucleotides. Lineage: Eukaryota; Metazoa; Nematoda; Chromadorea; Rhabditida; Meloidogynidae. The record is from the annotation of a GenBank genome assembly.
UUUUCUGGACGGAUACUUUCACGUGAGCAACGGAUAUAUAAUUACAGGUUUUAUUAUUGCCAUGGGCUUUUGAUUUUAGCCUUUUCUAGAUUGUCAAGAGCCAGACGAAUUAUUGAAAAUGUUUUUGGAAUCAUGUGUGCUAUGUAGAGGCUUCUACUAAAACCUAUUGAAACGUCUAUAGAGUCAGCUAAUUGGAUUGUACGUGCCAUUGUCGUUCUGCAUAAUUUUUUAAUUGAUGAAGCAACAACACACAAUCCAACAUUAUUAGUUGAUCAUGGAGAUGGAUCAAAAUAUAGUUUCUCGUCAUUUUGGAAACAGUUGGUUCGUUGGCUAUGCUGCGUGGAGAAGUAGCUGUAGUCUAUCUUGGGGUUGUAAUCGUUCAGAGUCCUUUUAAUUCCUUCAUUUGCUGUGAGCGUUCCGUAUUGGCAGUGGUUGGUCUCUGUCAUUCUGAGGCACUCUUCUUUCGAAAUCGGAAGUGUUUCGCUGGUGGUCACAUUUCUUCCUUCCCCGAUUACGUUUUCCCAGUACUCUACCCUCUGUUUUACAAUGACACACCUACUCGCUUUAACUUCCCUGGCUUCCAUAUUUACCCGAUACACUUGCAGUCUUAAUUUGACCUUGGUACCCGGUAACCACUCUGAACAAGACAUACCUCGAUGUUGUAAGUCGAUCAAUCUUGCGGGAGCCACCUCAUUGCACAUCAUUGCCGACUGCC